AUGAAUCAAUCUAUAUCAGAUCAAAAAUUUCAUUCAUUUAAUUAUAUUGAUCUUAAUAAAAAAUAUGAAAUAUGUCGUCAACAAUCACAAUGUUAUCUACUUAUUCCACCACCACAACCACCAAUAUUUCCAAAACUUAUUCUUUAUAAUUCAUCAUCUACAUUAACAAAUCAUCAACAAUAUACACAGUCAUUUUUUAUAAUUCUGAAUAUAUGUAUUGCUUUAAUUUCUAUUUGUCUCCUUGUAUUUUUACUCGGUGUUAUUUUUCAAUUUUAUCAUAAAUUACGACAAUAUCAUCGUCGAACAAAACAUACUAAUAUCACUGAUGGAUCGAUAUCAUUCUCAAAGAUUAUUCCAACAUCAUGUAAUUCUUUAACACCAUUAACUACUACAACAAAUCAAUCACCAUCAUCAACAAUGACAAACAUAGUGAAUCAAAAUCUUGAACAAAUUUUACGAUCUGAUGAUCAAUCAUCUUAUCAUAAUCAUUCAACAAAUAUCUAUGAAAAGAUUCAAUUCUCAUCAGAUCAUCAUUAUUGCUCUUGUUGUUUAUGUGUUCAAACAUACUAUAAACAACAACAACAACAACAACAAUAUAUUUCUACUACAUAUCAAUUGAUGCCAUAUUAUUAUACAUAUGAAUCAUCGUCAUCAAAAAUCAUUUGUCAAAAUUGUUUAUUAGAAACUUUACAUCAUAAACAAAACUGUUUUUGUCGUAAUUUCUUUGUACCAAUUAAAUAG
Rotaria sordida is the source of this 741-nucleotide messenger RNA. Lineage: Eukaryota; Metazoa; Rotifera; Eurotatoria; Philodinida; Philodinidae. The record is from the annotation of a GenBank genome assembly.